AAGCUUUUCAACAGCAUCUGAUUCGGAUCAACUGCGCACGACAACGGAUCAGCAGAGCGAACCGCACAAGUUGAUAUUGGUCAUUCAGAAGAGACAUUUAAAGUGUAAACUUUAAACAUUAUCAACAAACAUUAAAUGCAAAAACGUACGAACAUUUCUUUGGAAAAAUAAGUUUAGAGGUUUCAUCACGAAAUUGUUCAAUAAAAUUAUUAUAAAAAGUAUAUUAAAGAGUGCGAAAAAUCGAGCAAUAGUGGCUUUAGGACUUAAACCAGCGAUCAGGGUAUUAUCUCCCCGUGACUGACCACCCUCAAGAGGCGCUUUUUACUAGAUCUUAAAUCUUGUUAGGCGCUUACGGCAAGUUGUAAGCGGUUUUGUAUGAUCGGCUGGCCAGUAGAGUUGUUGAACAAGGAAAGGCUCAUAAGGGAACCAGAAUAAAGGAUGCCCAGGGUAUUUCUGUGUCGGAAAGAAUCCCCUAAUUCGGAACAUAUGGCCACGGAAACUGCCACUCAGAUUAAAACAGAGACCGACCGAGAGUCAGUAGGUAUGGAUGUUGACGUAGUUGACGGCCCAAUUCAAGGUCCUGCUGAUAGCACCAGCGACCCCACCGACGAUCCAACACCCUCUCCCGACAGAUCAACAACACCGCCAUCAGAUUUCCACGCGUCAGAAACAUCGGCUUUUAGUAAAAUAACCAAACCCCUAAGUUCCAAGGAUUCUUUAUUCCGCCCUUAUAAAGAUUUAGUGGAGAAUCAGCGAGUUCAUCCCUCAACCCCAGUAUUCAACCCAGGUCUGCCAGUACAGUCCAAUCACUUUAUGCCACAUCCAAACAUUUCUUCUGAUUUUUUCAAGCAUGCCCCUGGUUUAAUACCAGAACAAGAGCUCUAUAAAAGGUACCUGGAGUCAAAGUCAAUGUUCAAAUUCUCUGGUUUUCAAGAUCCAAGGAUCCCUCUAACCAAUUAUUACCUAAAUCUCAUGAAGCUCGCCCCUCAAGAAGUAUCUCGACCCGAAGACCUUUCAAUGCCUCGCCCAAGAGAUUCCCUUGCUCUUGAUGCCCAACGAUCGUCUAGUCGGUGCAGUUCCCAGCUUUCCCCACCCGAGAGUUCUGGACCCUCAACGUCAGUAUCAAGUUCUAAUGUGGAAUCCCCUGCUUCGGUAGACUCGAUCAAGAGAGAAGUUUCUCAACCCUCAGCGUCUCCAUCACCUCCGCAUGUUCUCGCGUCCAGCACCAAUAUGUUUCAUCCAGCAUUGCCACUACUUAGUAUCCCGAGAUUCACAUUGGGACCAAUGUCAUCAGGGGCACCUUUCGGUGUAAUGCCUGCCGGGGGAUUGCCAGGGAUGAUGCCGCAGAUGGGAUUAGGAUUGGCAGGAAUGGCUGGGUUUCUGGGACAACAACACCUCGGUUUAGGGAUCCGAAAAGAGCCGGGGAAUGACAAGCCAGCUCCUGUUAAGAAAUACAAGUGUGAUGUUUGCGGCAAAGCCUUCUCUAGAAGUAAUACACUCGUCACACAUAAGAGAAUUCACACUGGGGAGAAACCGUUCAAGUGCGAAAUCUGUGGCAGAGCGUUCCGCCAACCCGGGAACCUGACACGUCACCGUCUGACCCACACCACCGUUAAACCGUACGUCUGUUCCACAUGCGGCAAAGCGUUCAACAGAGCUUCAAAUCUUCACACACAUAUGCGCACGCAUACCAACUACAAACCUUUUAUGUGCCCAUUUUGCGGCAAAGGGUUCCAUCAAAAGAUUGACAUGAAGAUCCAUUCCUACACACAUACAGGAGAAAAGCCACACAAAUGCCGUCUUUGUGGGAGAGGUUUCAAGCAACUUACGCAUCUAACCUACCACAUGCGUACGCACUCUGAUGACAAAAUGUACCACUGCGAGGACUGUGGAAAAGGAUUUAAUCAGAAAGGAAACCUACAAGCACAUGUGUUUGGACAUACAGGUGAAAGACGACACAAAUGUGAUGACUGCGGCAAGGCUUUCACACUGGCCAGCACUCUGAACACCCACCAAAGGACACACUUAGAAGAUAAACAUUUACCCGUUGAAAGUCACGAAACGUUUCUUCCAAAAUCAUUCCCUUAGUCUGUUAGUUAUCAUAUGCCAUCCACUUAUCAAGUGAUUUUGUUACGAACAAAGUGCAUUGUGGUUAUGACAUGGGUAUGACGUCAAUUAAUAACAUUUGACAAACUCCUUGGUUGAAUUUAUAAGAUGAUAUUCACGAGUGCUUAUCAUUUUUCAAAUGUCUCCAUUUGAGGUUUCUCAAUAUUUUCAUAUAAAUUGUGCAAUUGAAACUGUUAUUUGUUUAUAUAUAUAUACAUUUGCCAAACAUUCCAUUUACAACAGGGUGGAAUACUUAUUUAGAUGCAGAUCAAGAAUAGGUUGUUCUUCCGAAGUUACUCGUUCCAUUAGUUUACAUUUAAACGUUACUCUUAAACUAUAAUAAUGGACAACAUGCAUCAUGAUAAACCAUGACAU
Molecule: messenger RNA, 2481 nt
Organism: Owenia fusiformis
Lineage: Eukaryota; Metazoa; Annelida; Polychaeta; Sabellida; Oweniidae
Source: the annotation of a GenBank genome assembly